CAGUUAUUGUUUCCGUGCGGAACAAAAAAAGGGGGAAGGUAAAAGUUGAUGCACCUGCAUGUGCAGACGCACCAAAACAUAAACAGAAGUCGGGGGGAAAAAGCUUUACCGAAGUUGGAGUGACCUACGAAAGGUUAACAUAACAAUGGCUAACAUGCUAACCGGGAGCUAAUAGUUUGGCUUUUGACUCACUCACUUCUUCUGGUGAGGAGGGACUUCUCGUCGUCUUAGUCGAAGCCCCGCUGGAUGGAUCGCGUCACGGUGUCGGCGGCGGAAGGGUCCGUGGAGGACAUGGAGGGGAUCUGUGUCAUGCCGGAUCUGAGUGCGAUCAAGACCGAGCAGUCGGUGGGCGCAGCUCCAGACGACACGAACCCUCCAAAUGUGGCCAUGGGCAUCAAAUUCAUCCUCCCCAACCGCUUCGACAUGAAUGUCUGCUCAAGAUUUGUCAAGUCACUCAACGAGGAGGACAGCAAGAACAUCCAAGAUCAGGUGAACUCUGACCUGGAGGUCGCCUCUGUUUUAUUCAAAGCUGAGUGCAACAUUCAGACGUCUCCUUCACCAGGUAUUCAAGUGCGUCAUGUUUACACGCCGUCCACCACAAAGCAUUUUUCUCCCAUCAAGCAGUCCACCACACUCACCAACAAACACCGUGGCAACGAGGUCUCCUCCACUCCUCUCUUGGUGCAUUCUUUGUCCAUUCACCAGCUGGCAGCACAAGGGGAGAUGGUAUUUUUGGCGAGCAGGAUUGAGCAAGAAACUGUGAUCAACCUGAAAGACGAGGAAGGUUUCACUCCUCUGAUGUGGGCGGCGGCACACGGACAAAUAGCCGUCGUGGAAUUUCUGCUGCAAAACGGCGCCGACCCCCACCUGCUGGCCAAAGGGAGGGAAAGCGCGUUGUCUCUGGCCUGCACUAAAGGCUACACGGAUAUCGUGAAGAUGCUCAUCGACUGCGGUGUUGACGUCAACGAGUACGACUGGAACGGCGGGACUCCUCUGCUGUACGCCGUUCACGGCAACCACGUGCGCUGUGUGGAGAUCUUGUUAGAGAGUGGCGCUGAUCCCACCAUGGAGUCAGACUCUGGGUUUAAUGCGAUGGACAUGGCGGUGGCGAUGGGACAUCGAAACGUUCAACAGGUGAUCGAGGGGCACUUACUGAAGCUUCUGAUGGGAAUCAGAGAGUAAUCCUGCGUUUACCGAGGCGCCGUUUGCUCUGAAGAGCGUCCCGACGGUCUGCUGGCUGGAAGAUUUCCCUCCUUGAGGAGAACGUUUCAGUGUUUGUCAUUAUUUAUUCGACCGGGAAGCACACAAAGGUUUUGUGCUGUGAAGCUCUCACACUGUGCACUUUUUUUUUCUUUUUCUUAAAUUAAAAACAAUGAAACGGCUAAACAGCCUUUGUCACAGAAAGUUACUGCUCUGAUUUUUGUUAGAAAGGCGAAAACAUUUUCAAUGAAAUCGGUUGCAUGGUUUUCCUGAGCAGCUGUGUUGUUUUUUUCUUUGUGUUGUGAAUUUAUUUAUUUACUUGUACUGUAAGAUUUUUGUGUACAGUGACGUAUUCUACAUGUCUGACAGUGAAGAUCCUGAUGUAAACCUGCAAGAUUUUAGUUUGUCAAGAAGUUCAAUUUUUGUUUAAAAUAUUAAAUUUCAAAUUUGAAAAAUGUCAAAUUUCACUAUAUACAAUAAAAAAAAA
Molecule: messenger RNA, 1687 nt
Organism: Oryzias latipes (Japanese medaka)
Lineage: Eukaryota; Metazoa; Chordata; Actinopteri; Beloniformes; Adrianichthyidae
Gene: ankra2
Product: ankyrin repeat, family A (RFXANK-like), 2
Biological process (GO): regulation of gene expression
Cellular component (GO): nucleus
Molecular function (GO): protein binding
Source: RefSeq, a predicted model, not a curated record